AGAAAUAAAAUCAAGUUCACAUCAAGCUUCAUAAACUAUACAAAUGAAAGAAGAGGCAACAUUCAUUCAUGGCAUGAUGUCUUAGUGUGUGUGUGUGUGUGUGUGUUUAACUUUAGGAAAAUAUUCCGAAAUAAUGUGCAUUAUUCAAGUGAAAUAUGAGUGGAUGUGUGUUUGAUGGUGAGCGCGCGUGCUUGUUCAGCGCGACUGCACUGUGAAGUGGGUGAGUGUAAAGCGCGCGAGCGACAGUAAACAGUGGGGUGGGGCGACUGUACACUCACACACACACACACCACUUGGCUGGUGUGUAACGGUACAUGCUACGCCCUAAACACCUCCAUGAAGCGAGCAGGACGCACAGAGAGGACUGACUGAUGCUGAAUGGUAUCUUUCAGCCCCGGAGCACUUUUGUUUUUUUUCUUUUCUGUAAAUGUGGGAAUAAUUAAUGGCAAUAAGUCGGAAUGAUGCUUUCUGCUGCGCGCGAGAGUACUUUUCAGGGACUCAUCAUGAGAAGGCAUGAAGGGAACUCUUGGCGAGAACCUCAUCCUGUUUCAGAUUAUAGCCUAAACAAAUCGUGAGAAGGGAAAAAAUUCAGUUAGUGAAGGGAGAGAUGGGAUUUUGCAACUUUUAAGGAACUUUGAAAGGAGCUCGCCGCGCGCGCGUGUGUGCGUGCGUGCAUGCGUGUGCGUGAGAGAGAGAGACAGAGACAGAGAGAGAGAGAGAGAGAGAGAGCGCGCGCGGUCGCUACAGGAGACAGGAGCGCGGGUGAAGUUCGGCGAUGCCUUCUCUGCAUCAUGGCGCCGUGUUCAUUGGCGUCUUCCUCAUCGUCACCGGCGGCUCGACCGCCUUCCUCACGUCUAGCCAGAGCAGACUGCAGGCGUUCAGCCUGUGCUGCGUGGUGCUAGGCGCAGUCAUGCUCAUCCUCGGCCUCUUUUGGGCCAUGAACGGCAAGAGCCGCCAGGGCUCCUACACUAAUGAAUACACGCACGACUACGGGCACGUGCUGUUCAGCCCGCCGCCCGGGAGCCACUUCCCGGAGUCCCAGUCCGUCUUCUUGCACAGAACUUUGGAACGGCAGAGACGAGGGCUGUACGGGGAUGAUUUUGACUACCCUCCCAUGGAGCCGACAUGUUUCAGCCCAGCUGCUCGAGGGCCACCAGCCCAAUGGGAGAUGGAACCUCCACCUCCAUAUGAAGUGGCCAUCAAAACUACAUGCAGCUCUACGAACAUGCGACGCAGUUACUCGGACACACUGUUGCCCACUGAGCCGCUCUUCAGUCGCUCUCGCGAGAUCAGCUUUGAAGUGUAAAGCUUGUGCUGUCAAUGAGCCAUUAGGUUGCAACCAUUCACUGCAGCCAUCAACUAGCACAGAGCAUGGCUCACCCAGGGAACCCACACUCAUGCACAAGUGUGCUUCAGAAACCCUUUGUAUUGAAGCUACAUUUUUUGUCUGCUCACAAUGAGGUCCAUUUUGAAUAUGGUCAAAAGAGAAAUUAUGUAACCUUAUGAAAUGGUAACGCCCCUAGGAGUGUUUAGUAUCGGUUGUAUCCUCCUGUGAGGUGUAUUCUUUUGUAAUUAUACUCAGAAGGUAUAGUUACCCCUGAUGGAUAAACGCCUAAUUUCUCUCAGUAUUUUCACAACUGCCAGUGUUUGAAAAUUGAGGCCAAUUUAUCAAAUUUAUAAUGUCCUUUCUCCAUGCAGCUACUGCAUUAUCUCUCCAUACAUGACACUGAUGUUAUACAAAUUACUGAUUAUAUACUACAAAAGUGUGUACUUGUACCUGUUUACAAAUUUCUCACAAGCAUGAAUUACAAUCACUUCUUGACUGGUUUGGUGCACAGAUGAGAUUUGGUGACAGUACUUGCUGCUUGUGAAUGUCACAAAUUGUAGCUCCUGGACCCAUGAAUAUGUACGUGAAGUCACUGGCACAAUCUGUACUCAUCAACACAAGCACCAGCUUAUGAGAAGGAAACAGAGAAAAGGCCUGGCUAUAUAUGCAAAGCUACUGUUUGCUCCUGUGCAUGAUGAUUUGACAGGGAAAAUCUGUGAGUGUCGUCUGCAGAAAGACAGACACAAAUGAUGAUGGAAACUGGAGUUGUAGGAAGUGACACCAGAUCAAAAAUAUUUCUCUGCCAAAAGCACAUCUACUGUGGCAAUAGUGACAUUUAACUGCUGAAACCUUUUAAUCAGCUUACUCCUGCUUGUUGCUUUGGACUGACUGCGAACAUGGUGGCAAGACCCAUAACGAUGAAUCGCUUCAUCAGGGCACUUACAGAGAAUUGACAGAAUAUGUCUUACAGGAAACACUUAAGUGCAACAGCAAACCAGAGCAUUAUUUGGUUCGUCACUGGUGACCUUUGUGUCCCGUGGAGGAAAUUGACAGUCUGAGAAGCAUUGAUUUGUGAUGUAAUGUAAGUGUAGAAUGCCUCACUGAUGUGAUCACAAAUGACCACAGUGCAUUAGCAGGUUUAAUAUUACCUUGGACUCCUCUUGUUUGUAACAUUAUAAAUCAUGGCAUUUUCAUUGAUUGCUUUCUCUGCCUCAACCAAAGUGACAUUAAAAUGAUGUGCCUCCAUCAAAUACAGAUCAGGGCCUUUAACUAUAGGUACUUUGCACUAUACAUAAUAGAAUAUGCACGAUGUACGUGGCUUACGUGCAUGUACCCAAAGAUUCUAUUACGUUUUUGGACAAAAAUGUAGUGUUUUCAUUUCUUUUUGAAAAUCAACAAAUAAAGUAAUACAAAAAUAAUUAAAUAUUGUCAUCUAAAAUAUACAUUAAAAUAUGUUUUUGAUUUAUUACACACACACAUGACUCCUGAUCAAGUCUACAAGACUUUAGUUUUGUACUAACAGACCAUUGGUUUUGAAAUUCAUUAUAAUUAUAGUCUACACUCACUGUCCACUUUAUUAGGAACAUCUGUACACCUGCACAUUCAUGCAGUUAUCUAAUCAGCCUAUCAUAUGGUGGCUACGCAGUUCAAAAAAUCAUGCAGAUACAGGUCAAGAGCUGCAGUUAAUGUUCACGUCAAACAUCAGAAUGAAAAAAAAGUGUGAUCUCUGUGACUUUGAUUGUGGCAUGGUUGUUGGUACCAGAAGGGCUGGUUUGAGUAUUUUAUAAACUGUUCAUCUCCUGGGAAUUUCACACACAACAGUCUCUAGAGUUUACACAGUAUGGUGCAAAAAACACUGAGUGAGCGACAGUUCUGUGGGUGGAAAUGCCUUGUUGAUAAGAGAGGCCAGAGGAAAAUGGCCAGAUUGGUUCAAGCUGCCAGGAAGGAUAUAGUAAU
Molecule: messenger RNA, 3283 nt
Organism: Pangasianodon hypophthalmus (striped catfish)
Lineage: Eukaryota; Metazoa; Chordata; Actinopteri; Siluriformes; Pangasiidae
Exons: 2
Coding region: 776-1306 (176 amino acids)
Source: RefSeq, a predicted model, not a curated record